UGGGCGACGACGGCACGAAAGUCCACCAGUACUAAUUUAUCUAAACAGUUUGAUAGAUCAUACGCUCGAAGCGAGUGCAUUAUUUGACAACUGGACUAGACGCAGACCAACUUCUGUCCUGAGAUAGAAGAGAAGGAGGGGGAGCCAGACUAGCUAAGGUGCCUUGGCCUUGACGCUAUCAUUCCUGAGGUGGAACAACUGUCAACAGUACAGGGGCCCAGCUUGCCUGAGGACAUAGGCUUGUGACCUGAAGCUGGAUUUCAUAGGAGCGAUUCAACAGGUCACCUGACAAAUGAAGCCAAUCUUUGUCAUUGCUGUGGUUGUGACACUACAGGUGGAAAAAGGAUUGGAAGCUGAAAUGUUCCUCUCCUCAUGAAAGUCUAGACGGCAUGGCUCAUGGAUGGAAUAAAUGCUGCCCGACCCCAGUAGCUGAUCCAAUGGCUUUGGGAGAACUCCAGAGCCCAAAAGAGAAUAUGGAGGUUCAGACCAACAGUCACUUGAAGAAGGAGAGCAACCAUGCUUCUGGAAUAUAUCAGGAGACUACCCAUACAGACUUAAAGACUGUUGUUGAGACAGCAUUGGAUUCAAAUCCUUUAGGAAUAGACUUUUUAAAGGAUGGAGGUUGCACUGCAUUGACACCAACGAAGUCUCCUCUUUUGGGUGAUACUGUUCCAGAAUUUGAUGUAGAGACAAACCUGGAGACUCCAAAAUAUGACCCUGCUUCAACAGCGGCCCUUCUUGAUGGAUACUCGGAUGUUAGUAGCUGCUCUGAAUCAGACAAUGAAGGGACUUCGAAUUUUGAUGAGAUUUUCGAUUCUGAACAAACUGCUGAAACCCAUGAGACUCUGCCAGCAAAGAACCUUAACAAUUUGGAGUGGCCAUCAGAUGGAGAUAAAAGCAUCACAUUAAAGCCAGACAUUUGUAAAAGUGCAACAUUGGGUUGUAAGACGAAAAAACAGAAAGUGGUACAAGACCAUUUACAGGAGGAUCAGUACUCAAACAUAAGUAGCCCAGAACCAGACAUUGAGAGGGAGACAUCUGAUCUUAAAAAUGAAGAACAAGAUCUCAAACAGGAUCUGUGUAUUGCUCCUGAAAGUGUGUCAGAUCAUGCUCUGGAGACUCCAAAUUCUGGAGAUUGUCCACUCACAUCUGAUGUCCAUGAGAUGAUCAAGGAACCCAACGCAAAUGCUGUUGAUUUUCACAAUGAAGGUGAUGAUGUGGAUGGUAAUAUGGACAUACUGACAACUGCCAAUGCUCCAAAGUCCACAGAUGAAGACCCUGAGACCUUACCAUCUGUUCCCACUCCUGGUCCUGAAGAAAAUCCUACAUCACAGUCACCGCAAACAGAGGCACUAGAGUCUGGCCAUAAUGAUGAGUUAAGAAAAGGAAAGGAUGUCUGUCAACUCACUAGUGGUCUUGAGAUGCAGCACAGUAGUUUUGACUUUCUUGAAACUUGCCUGAAAAACUCAGAAGAUGGCCUUAGGUCCAGUUUUAACUCUCCACAGAAUUCAGAGAUUACAGAUGUAUCUGUCUGUGAGGAACCAAACCAAACCCAACCAGAGCCAAAUAAUCCACAAGGUAUAUUUGAGGCAGAACAAGAUCAGAUUGAAUUGAGUGAAGAUGUAACAAAACAAGAGGACAACUUCAAACAGAGUGAAUCCAAUUUAAAUGAGAAUGAGACCAGUCACCUUUCUGAAGUUGCACGUCUAAUAGAAUCACAUGACAUGAAGAAGAAGUUGGAUCCUGUUGUGGUUUUAGACUACAAAGAGCAUAAUGACAGCCAGGUUGGUGUUUAUCGUUGUGCACAAUGCAGUGGAACUGCAGAGAGUUUAGAUGAUCUAAUUGAACACCAUCAUCAGCACUCCCAGCUCCGUUUCCAAUUCUGUCACACCUGUGGAUGCUAUCUUACUCAACUUGCAGAACGGCAUAGGUGUGGACAUCAUGAGCUGGAAGGAGCUCAGAUCUUUCCAAAAGCAGUGCAACACCAAGACACUGAAGACUCUGAAAAGCUCACUAAGGCAAAAGUGACGUAUAAAUGUCGUCAUUGUCCCCUCUUGUUUAGUAAAGAGGAUGGGUUCCGCAUACAUGAACUAAAACAUAAGAACAAGACGCCAUAUAGGUGUCAUGGAUGUGGCUUAUAUUUUACCCAGGGUGGCUCCCUAAAACGGCACCUACGGUUAAAUAGAUGUGUUGGUUUGCAGUCUUCUGAGAAAGUGAUUCCCCACCCUAUGAAGAGAAUGAUAAAAACUGCAGUCAAGACCUCAGAUGGCCCACUCGGUGAAUGUUAUGUAAAGCUGGUAGAUAUCUACAAGAGAGACCCAGUAUCCCCUUCAAACACGUGCAACAUAUGCAAUAAAGUCUUCAAACUUCGUGCACAGUACAAUUCGCACAUGAAGACACACUCUAGUGAGAAACCUUACAAGUGCCAAGACUGCGACAAGGUAUUCAAAUACUCGUGGAACCUGAACAGACACAGAAGAGAGCAGUGUGAUCGGAAAGAGGAGCCGUCUCAAAGCCCCAUGUCAUAUAAAGAACAGGAGAUGGAGGACACUGAACAGACCAAUGCUCCCUCUCUUAGCACAUUGCCCACCCGAUUCAAGUGUCCACUCUGCCCCCGUGCAUUCAAAUAUUCCUACAACCUUGUCCGACAUCUACGUGUGCAGUGUCUCAAAGAGUACACAAAAGCUGAUGGGAAGGGGAAGACAAGUAGUGGGUAUAAGUGUCCACUAUGUGGUGUUGUUUUUACCAUUGUCUGUAAUCUGGCUAGACAUAUCAAAAAUACCUGCUUGCCACUUUAUAAAACUAAAUUCAGCAAGAUCAAGCAAGAAAUGAAGAGUGAGGUUUUAGGGAAAAAGUCCAAACCAAAAGCUUCAAAGAAAUCACCACCCAUUGGCGCAUUCUAUAAAUGCAAGUUAUGUCCUGCUGUUUUUUCUCAUACCUCUGGAUUAUUCAAACAUUCAAGGAAACAUCGGCUGUCUGCUAAGACUGGAAAGCCAGUCAGGUACAGAACUGCAAAUCCUGAUGAUCUGAAAGUGACUUCAGACCAGAGACAAGAAGAAAAGUUGUCUUGCCGAUUUUGUGGAAAACGCUUUACAGAAUCGCUCACCUUGAAGAACCACAUGGCUCAGCACAAGGGAGACAAACCAUACAACUGCCAGCAAUGCGGUAAACGUUUCAAAAAGCACGCCUAUUUGAUAGCCCAUGCUCAGAGUCACAAAAGGAAGGUACAGUGUUCAGUUUGCAACAAAAUCUUCCCCACCAUUGCUGAUUUGUUACAGCAUAGAGCGAGUCAUGACAACAAGGGGAUGCUGAAGUGUCCAGACUGCCAAAUGGAGUUCAGAUUUCCUGUUUACCUUUUAAGACACAUGGUGACACAUGAGCGCAGAGACAAGCAGGAGGCAAAUCAAGCCAAGAAGGCCACACCUCAGCCUGUUCAAGAGCCAGCCAAAAAACUCAAGAGGCCCAUAGCGAGCAAAGAAGAGUUUAGGUGCUCAUUAUGCAAAAAAUCUUUUGCGGAUGCAAAAGCAUUGGCAGAUCACUGCUUAAGUCACUUGCCGGGAGGAUCAUCGUCAAAAUGUCAGUUCUGUAAACGCCAUUUUAGCAGUCGCGCUGCUCUAGUCCGCCACAUUCGCAUUCAUACAGGGGAGAAACCUUAUCCUUGUAAAAAAUGUGGCCAGUACUUUCAUCGGAUGGAGCCGCUGAAGGCCCAUGUGGAGCAUUGCAAUGGUACAAAGAGGAUCACAGAGACAAAAGACACACAGGUCACAGUAAAGACUGAGAAAAAAGAAGUGAAACGUGGGUUACACAAAGUUAAAAAACAAUUUGAGUGUCAAUAUUGCCCACACGCUUUUGUAUGGGCAAGUAGUCUGACAAAACACUUGAAUGGCCACAAAUUAAAACUACUCGUCCCUUGCUCUAAAUGUGGGAGGUGCUACACAAAGCCAUUAUUAGACUCCCAUGAAAGGGAAUGCAAUGGAAAGAAAUCCACCACAGUUACUUUGUUCCCAUGUAAGAAGUGUGGCAAAUCCUUCAGUCGGAUAGACAAUGCACACGUGCAUGAGAAAAAAUGUAAAGACACUUCUCUCGCAACAAAUGUUAUUAAAAAGAGCUCUCAAGAGAUUGGGACUGCUCUGAAAGAUAAGCUGCCACACAAAUGUCCUCACUGCCCAAAGUCUUUCAAAUACAGAAGUUAUUUGUUGAAACAUCUUCCUUCACACUUGGCAGAAAAACCAUAUACAUGUAUGCAUUGUGGGCAUAAAUAUGCGAGCCAACGUCGAUAUCUUCAGCAUGAAGCUUUCUGUGAUGGAAUAUUUAGAAGGAAGUCAAUGCCUCUUCAGAAAAUUAUGAAAACUGAACCAGUGGUCAAAACCUCUCAAGGUGGAGCAGCUACAGCUGAUGCUGAUGGUCAGUACCGGUGCAAAUUCUGUAAUAAGAACUUUUCCAAAGCCAGGAACCUCAGACGUCACAUCCUAACCCACACAGAUGUGAAACCAUACCGCUGUAAGACAUGUGACAGUUGUUUUUCCAGAUAUGAUCAUCUUAAAGUUCAUCAAAAUCGAUGCAGAGGGAAGAAGCAAAGGCUUGAAGUCUGUGUCCCUAAGAUAAGCCCCAAGCAUGUGGGGACUGGUUGGCAAAAUUCUGUACAAGUAAAGCAAGAGGAAGUUUUCCAGUGCAACACCUGCUCGAAACAGUUCUCUAGUCAAAUUAAUUUGGCCCGUCAUACGUCCCUGUUGCAUACUACAUCUAAGCCAUUCAGUUGUAAACGCUGUGGCUCGUCAUUUUCUUCUUUGUCGUCACUGAAGAAACACACUUUGCUGGUGAAGUGCAAAAGGGCGUCACUGAACAGUGCAACUAAGACUGUCAAAGCAAAAGUUACAGAACAGCAGUGUAGGGAAACAGCAAAACUCCUGCAGAGAAUACAAGGGCAUUAUUCAAAUAAAUUAAAGUUUUCAUGUGCCUACUGCCCUCGACAAUUCAAGAGUCAAGGGCAAGCACAAGUGCACACCCGUCUUCAUACUGGAGAGAAGCCCUUUGGUUGUGAAAACUGUGGAGAACGAUUUAUCCGGCGUGACUAUUUACAGCGGCACUUGGUCAAAUGCACCUCAAAAAGAGAGGCCUCUGAAAAAACACUCUGUGAACGAUGUGGCCAGUUGUUCCCAAAAGAAGCACUUCAAAACCACAAAUCAAAAUGUGUUGUCAAUAGCAGAGAAAUCAAAAAGGAAUUAAAGACAACAUCCAGCACUCCUCCAAAAAUUAAGACCUUUUCUUGUACAAACUGUAGUGAAAAGUUUUUGUUAUUCUCACAACUGCAACAGCAUUUUCUCAGUACACAUAGAGAAGACACGUUACAAAAGCCAUAUCUUGUGUCUGAGGACGUGUUUAUUAAAAAAGAUCCUCUUGAAGAAUAUGAGACCAGCACGAUACAGACUGAUAAUGUGGAUGAUCAGGAUAAUGAAACAAAACCCUAUCCUUGUCCUUACUGCAGUAUGCGAUUUAUCAACAACAGUGGAUUGGGAAUGCAUGUACGUACACAUACAACAGCAUACCCUCUCUCUUGUCAAAAAUGCAAAAAAGGUUUCUUUAAGAAGAAUGUUCUAAAAAAGCACAAGUGUCCAGGCAAAACAGACAUUGUUCAAAGCCGUCUCAGCCCAGCAACAGAACCAUUAACUAAGGAGAAAAGUGCUGUCCUGGUGUUUGACAAAGGUUCAAAUACCACAGGAACAGGAGUUCUGCAGACCCAAUUCUCAUGCAAAGAUGGUAACAAGAAAAUACUUAGAAAGAUAGACCAGAGUUCAGGUCAGGAUAGUCUCUCAGACAAAGCAAACAAAUACCAGUGUUCUGAAUGUGAUCAGAGCUUCAUAGAUGGACUAAUGCUCAUCAGUCACUUGGAGGACCAUGGCCGAGAAGAUCUUUUUAAAAAGAAGCCCUGGUGCAAAAUUUGUGGCAAGAAAUUUGAAAAACAACAUACGCUCUCGCGACAUAUGAAUUCCCUACAUGGCGUAAAGAUCCCUAAAACGAGCACUUGUCAAAUCUGUUUAAAAUCCUUCCGUUUUCCAUCUGACUUGGAAAAUCAUAAGGCAUGCCAUGAUCCCAGUCGACCUUUCUGCUGCUCUGUUUGUGAUUCGAGAUUCAUGACUCAGAAGUCCUUAAAUCAACAUUUUACAAUGUCCCAUUACACAGUUGAGAGUUUCACCUGUCAUCCAUGCAACAAAACUUACGCGACCAGAAAGUCAUAUGCUAGGCACAAUAAGCUAAAGCAUGCUAAAGGUGUAUCAAAUUCUGAUCCUGACAAAGGAAGUAGCUCCUCAGCAGAUCAGUUUGAUAUUGAAGUUGAUGUUGAUGAAGAGAGUGAUGUAAGUGUCAAGGAUGAAAAUGAGGCCAGUGAAGAUGACUCAGACUCUGCUCCAUAUUUUCCUUGUCAUGUGUGUGGAAAAACGUUCUCAACCUCAGAGAGCCUUGAGGACCAUCAACGUUGCCACCUUGGAGAGAAACCACAUGAGUGUGAAGAAUGUGGGAAAUGUUUCUUCCAGCUUGUAAACCUGCAACAACAUCAGCGAAGCCACAAGUCAGAAUUCCAGUGUCAGACAUGUGGAAGGGGCUUCGUCUCCCUCUUUGCAUUGAGGAAACACAAGCAUUCACAUGGAAAGAACCGCCCUCAUCGUUGUUCAAAGUGCCAUCUGAGCUUCACAGGACCCUCCCAACUUGCUGAACACAUGGCCACUCAUCGUGAUGAGAAUUUUCCCUGUGAUCUCUGCGACCGCACUUUCUCAUGUAAAAUAACCCGAGCAGAACAUCGCAAAACUCACAGUGAACAGGAGGAAGAACUCCCCCCUUUGAUUCCACCAUCAAAUACACCUCCUUUGACGUCAUCUUCUUCUGCCUCGUCAUCUUCCCCUGGCAGUGGAGAUCAGAUGGGCUUUAAGUAUCGCUGUGGAAUUUGCAAAAUGCGAUUUCGAGAUCCGGAACAACUCUCUGAACAUGGCUGCAAAGCUGCUAAGGAGCGUCCAUAUGUUUGCCCAGAAUGUGACAAGCACUUCUUGCAUGGUUCCCAUCUGAAGAAGCAUCAGCUAAGCCACCAGGUGUCCGGUCCAUACCGCUAUCAGUGCAACCAGUGCCACAUGAAUUUCACCUAUCGUCAUCACUUCCUGAACCAUUUAAGUCGUCAUGGAAAUGAGAAGGAAUCUGGAGAUGGUGAUGAUGAUGGAGAUGCAGUUCUAGCAAAAACCAGUGAUCCUGACAAUAUUUACCAAUGUCCAAUCUGCCCCCAGAGUUAUUCGCAGGCCAUGGAAUUGGCAGAUCAUCUCACUAUACAUUCCUUCACAUGCAAAGUUUGCAAUAUGACAUUUCCAUCAAAAACGGAACUGGCCAGCCAUGAGCAGUGUCACUUGACGGCCACAACCCAGUAUGAGUGCACAGAAUGUGGCGAAAGUUUUCUGGGAAGCGAUGCUUUUAGGCAGCACCAGUGUGCUCAGCGCCAACGUUUGUAUACUGAAAACAGGACGGGUCCAAAGUUGCAAUCCCCCACCUCCCUAAAGCAUUCCUCCAGAGCUGCAAAGACUACUGAAGAGGAGGAGGAGGUUGAUGUGGGAGAGGACUUUUACAACUGUCCAGACUGCAAAAAGAGAUUCUCCUCUCAAGCAGAUCUUAGUGAGCAUCGGAAGAUGCAACCAGAAUGCCGUCCCUACAAAUGUCAAGUCUGUGACAAGCGCUUUGCGAAGAGGCGGUACCUUAGCAAGCAUCAGCUUAUACACGAGCGACCGUUUCGUUGUGACACUUGUCCGCAGUCUUUUGACUCUGAAAGCUCCCUUUUGUCUCACCAAAGAACUCACGCCGACCGGCCCUUCCAGUGCACGGUCUGUCACAAGUGCUACACCACAGCUCAGGAACUGUUAAAACAUGAGAAGAAACAUACUGAAUUCCAGGGGACUGGAGGGGCUCACCGCUGUGACAUGUGCUACAAGUCCUUUGGCCACCUUUCACUCCUGAGGAAGCACCAAGAGUCUCAUGUGGGUGAAGUGGUGUAUGAAUGUACAGAAUGCGACAAGGCAUUUGCUUUCUUUCAUCUUCUGGAAGAGCACCAACGUACACAUGUACCCGAUUCAAUGUCCACUAGUCCCACUCCUCAAAAUCCAGACAUUGACCAAAUGUAAAAAGAUAUAUCCAGCACUGUAAAAACAAAAUUCAGCUUCUUUUUAACAGAUGUAACUUCCCCCCAUUUUGUGGCUAUUGAUUGCAGAGUUUAGCCCAGUUGAAGAGCUUAAAGUAUAACGCCAGCGGAAAUGGACCAGUGGAAGGGUAGAAUAGCACCCUUUGGUCCAUUUUUGCCGGAGUGGCACUUCAAGGUCAGGGUCAUGAGAUGUUAGAGUGGAUCUGUUUAGAGCUGAGAUGUUUAUUUUGAAUGCCUUUCUUGUACAGUACAUAUUCAGUGGUGUUGUUCUUCUCUUCGUUACUCAUCAUUCAUUACUUAAUAUAUGUAAAAAUGUGUUGGAUGAAUUUUUGUUCUGGCUUGUACAGUUGCACAUUGCAGACCCUGAAGAUGAGUAACUUUUUUAUGUAAAAUACAUUUUUAUAUCCCUUGAAAAUAUUGACCUUAAACACAAAAUGUAUUCAUCCUUUGUUCAUAGUCGGACCAUAGUCCGUGUACUGUGUUAUUAUUCUCACCUGUUCCAUGUUCAUAACACAAAGUAUGGGAUCUUAACAUUUCAGUGUUGAUUGAGAUGUGGGUACUUGUCAAUAUUUGAGAUUGCAUUCAGUUUGUUUAGACUCUUUUAUUCUCUCUUGAGAAUGUUUUGAUAUGCUGCCUUUGAUUCAGAGAUGCUAAUUCAAUAUUUAAUAUGAUCGUGAAAAGAUGGAUUUUAGGAUGGAGAAUUUUCAUGACUACAUUUGUAUUCUGAAUAGGCUACUGUUAGCCUGAUGUUUUUGUUCUUUUCUAUGACAUCAAUAUUGGUUGGAGGCCAGUUGGGAAAUAAAACGAAUAUCAUUCAAA
Molecule: messenger RNA, 8986 nt
Organism: Sardina pilchardus (European sardine)
Lineage: Eukaryota; Metazoa; Chordata; Actinopteri; Clupeiformes; Clupeidae
Product: zinc finger protein 1035
Exons: 5
Coding region: 390-8150 (2586 amino acids)
Biological process (GO): regulation of transcription by RNA polymerase II
Cellular component (GO): nucleus
Molecular function (GO): DNA-binding transcription activator activity, RNA polymerase II-specific; RNA polymerase II cis-regulatory region sequence-specific DNA binding
Source: RefSeq, a predicted model, not a curated record